AUGGACAGUACUAUGCGGCUUCUGCUCGCGUUCUCUUUACUGCCUUUCGCUCUCACGAGCGCCCAGUCCGAGUCCGCCACUCCUACCGCCCCUGAUACCAACUCGAAUCCUUUCGCAACAGCUUCCACCCAUGGCCUUCCUUCAUCGACCGACAAGGCGAACAGCAGCAACAACAACAAUGAUAGCCGCGACGUUGGAGGGCUGGCACAGUACUAUUUUGGCUUCCUCGUCCUGAUAGUAAUUGUGGUAGCGCUCGGCGCACUCAUGUUCUGGCGUAGGAAGAAGAAGCUGAGCAUGAUGGCACAACAUCACAGAGAUCAUGCCAUCGAGAGAGACAUCGGAUCGUGGGAUCCCUCACGGGCAAGAAGACGUUACUGGCAGGGAAGAUGGCGCUCCACAGAUGUUGGACACGAGGAGGGAUUGAACGAGCAUGGAGAAGCGCCGCCACCAUACAUGCCAAAACCGAGAGACGAGGAGAAUGCCGCUCAAGCGCCAACGAAUGCUCCCGCAGUACCGCUCCGGACUCUAUCAAGAGAUCAAGCAGGGCUUAAGCCGCCUGGCUAUGGAGAGGCAUAUGUUUGUGACGCGGACGAUGAGAGAUUGUUUGCAGCGCAUGCGGCGAGUAGUUCGCAGAAUCCUGGCAAUACUUCCGCAGCACCAAGAUCUGGCGCAUGA
Pseudocercospora fijiensis CIRAD86 is the source of this 675-nucleotide messenger RNA. RefSeq lists its product as uncharacterized. The transcript has a single exon. The record is from RefSeq and is a predicted model, not a curated record. NCBI's taxonomy places the organism in Eukaryota, Fungi, Ascomycota, Dothideomycetes, Mycosphaerellales, Mycosphaerellaceae. Bases 1 to 675 code for a protein of 224 amino acids.